UACUGAGGCGGGCUCCGCAGCUACGAACCAAAGCUCGGCUUCCGGCUCCCGCUCAGACUCCGCCUCCUUCCGGAGGAGGUGGGUGGUGCGGCUGCAGGACCUGGGCUCGGGCCGGAGGCUGGGAAGAAGACGGGAUUUAUCUCGCCCGUCCUCCCAUCUCCUAGGCUUGUCUCGCGGGAACUAGGAGGAACCACCGAGAUGCGGGGUCCUCCAGUUACUAGAGGGACUCUCAGGGACGGUUUGGUCGGCGGCUCCUGAGUCUUAACUGUUCCUCAAGACCCGAAUAAAAGAGGUCAGAUAAUGACAGCAAUGUCCUUAACAGCUGGGCCCCAGGAACUGGUGACUUUUGAGGAUGUGGCCGUGUACUUCACUGCGGAGGAAUGGGCCAGCCUGGGACCCGCUCAGAGGGCCCUGUACAGGGAUGUGAUGCUAGAGAACUAUGCGGCUGUGGCCUUCCUAGUAGCAUCACCCAGUUUCAAACCAGCUCUGAUCUCUCAGCUGGAACAAGGGAAAGAGCCGUGUUUCAUCGAGCCACAAGGUCAGAGUUGGAAAGCAGACCUUGCAGGAUACAGCGCAAAAUUAAGAAGAUGUAUCCGUUUAGCUAAAAUGAUGUCAGAUGCCAUAAAAUUAAAACUUCUUCAGAAUCAUCUCUUGUGGGAAGACAGAACAAAGGCUUAAUUCCUUACGUUUAAAUACCACUUUUCAGAGUAAGCAGUUGAUUUAAGAGCCAUCUUAAAUGAUGUCAAGUAUGCAUUUUCUUCUGCUGACACAUGCAUUUCCUAGAUUUAAUGUUUUUCAUUCAUUAAAAUUGUUCAUGUUGAUAUACAAA
This is a messenger RNA of Myotis daubentonii (Daubenton's bat), 829 nucleotides long. RefSeq names its product KRAB domain containing 1 (gene KRABD1). NCBI's taxonomy places the organism in Eukaryota, Metazoa, Chordata, Mammalia, Chiroptera, Vespertilionidae. The record is from RefSeq and is a predicted model, not a curated record. Gene Ontology annotation, biological process: regulation of DNA-templated transcription.